This is a messenger RNA of Porites evermanni, 9851 nucleotides long. Lineage: Eukaryota; Metazoa; Cnidaria; Anthozoa; Scleractinia; Poritidae. The record is from the annotation of a GenBank genome assembly.
AUGUACUGCGAAUAUUCAGAUGGAGUGCAACAACAAAGCAUAGCCAACCCACAGGGACGAUCACCACGAACUUCUGCAGUUACAGCGCAUGAGCUGAUGUUUAAGCCGCUGGAUGUAAAAAGUGGAUCGUCAUCUCUCAUGAACAAUUUGCUUUUAGCGAACAAGUUAAGAGGGCAUAUUGUAAUGGCAGGAAAAACCAUUUUGUUGAGUCUUGUUGUAUUUAUAACGGUGGUAAUUGGACGACUGUAAAAUUUAUUAAAAGCACUGUAUACUAGGAAUAAAUAGUAACCUCCUGAGGCCAGUAGUAACACAAACCAAAUUAGGCGUAUGACAAAAUGACGUUUCAUAAACACAUAACGGAUUCCAUGCAGUGUCGUGUCCUCCGUAAAUUCUCUCCACAUCUCUAAUGAUUUCCUCUUGUCACCGUUAUUAUAAUUGUGAACAGUAUGUCUUGGCAUUUCAGUCAUCCAUCCAUCUCUUUUAACCUCCAUUUUGGCUGUGCUUGGUCCUUGCUUGAUUUCCCUGAUGUAAAAAUUGUAAAAUGGCGGCAAAUUUAGUUGUUUUUUUUGUAAAUUGCCGCUAGCUUUCUUCGUAGGCAACUCAACGGAUAUAGGUAGAGAGAUUUACUGCUGGUGAAGAGAAAAAAGGGGGAGCAGGGGUUGGCGGCCGGCAGAAGUUGAGAAAACUUUAACCUCCCCUCUCACCUUCAAUUGCUGAAAUCCUCAAAAUUUUCUUGCCUGAUAGUUAAGUGAACUAGCGAAGGAAAUUUGGAAUGAGUUACAUUUUUUAUUUAAACAAAAGCUCAUUCAAGUCAAUUUAGAGUACAAAAAACUAAAAAUGAAAAAGAAUUAAGAAGUGGAAAUUUUAGUUCAUCAAACGACAAUACCCUUGAUUUAUCUAAAGCCAUCGUGGCUUUCAGUUCCUGGUACAAGAAGGAGCGCUGCAAAUUUGAUACUUUUGCAAUUAUGAAUGAACUUACCGAAAAAACGGCGCAACUGCAAUCUCAGGAAAUAAACAUAUCAAGUUCUGAUAGGUUCCUUGAAGAAGUCAACUUAUUUGCUUGUGAGAGCAGCCUUAAUCUAGUGACAUAAAUAAUGAUAAAAAAUAUACAUUACAUGUUAAGAAUUUUAGCUCUUUAGAUGAGACCAAUUUCAUUUCAUUUGCCGGCAUUAUACAAGGCUUGAAAGACUCAGUAUGAUAACGAAUUUUAAUGAAUGUGACAAUUUUCCAACAUUUGCUCUUAUUAUCGCCGAAGGCCUAGCCACCGUACUAAUAGAUAAUAAACGUUUAUAUUUCCGCACAGCAUUCGUUUCUUUUUGUGUAAUGAAAACUAAUAUUUUCUAAUUUCCUGUAUGUCUUAAAGAGGACUUCUAGCUAUCAAUUAACGGGGUAGAAAAAUCGCAUACAUGUGCAAAUAAUUAAAAUUAUUUGAUUUAUUUGAUGUGUUUAUAUACAGUCAUAGAGUAUAUCUUCCAUUAAACUGUAUUGCUUACUGUAUAAAUCGAAUCACUGAUUGACGAACUUCAUAAUUUCAUCUUUACGUUCACUAGCUAACUAAACUGAAAAAAAGAGAAGAUAACUGUUUACCUGAAUAUACAAAAUUCGAGCGGGUCGACUUUUGCAACGUCACAGGAAAAUGUUAGAUAAAAUAUUAAAUAAUAAUUGAAAUUACAAGAAACCCCUGAGUUUCCAUUUUCUCUAUUAUUUUAUCCGGGUUAUUUUGGAAUACUGUCAGUUAUUAUGAUUAUAUAAUCGAUUGGGGGACUUACGAUGGUUUCCCAAUUGAUUUGCAAACAACAGUGCUUGAAUUUAUAGGAACUGGACGUGAUGUGCUGCUUAUACUGCUACUAUCAAAAUUCUUAUUUUCGGUUUUAUAAGGUAGCUAUACGUACCUACUUGCUUAUAGGUCGAGUAGAUAAUCGACAAACUUUUUUUUUAUCCUCUGCAGUUUUCUUUAUACUUGGUUUAGAUAACUAACUAAUCUGAUCUAGGGAUGUCAGUCACCGAUCUCCUAACUUUUACCGUUGAUUAACAAUUAGAAGGAAACUGUUGUUAUCCCAUAAUUAAACUGCUGGUCAGGAGAAAAAUGAUUAAGAUCAGAAAAUCGAAAUUUGUAUUCAUCUGUUGGUAAAUGCAUAGAAGUUAAAUUGUGAAGCAGUAAAUGGGUUUCAGUUUGAAUUUUUUUCAGUUUAAAUUUUCUGAAUUCAGGAAGUUAGUAAUGAGGUUCAACAACGAACAACAAUACUUCCAAUUCAGCUUUUAGACUGAAUGUUAUCAGUAAAAUCAGAGGUGCCAAUGUCAUACUUACAUUUACAGCUGUUCUCCCGUGAACUAUUGCUCUACAGGUCAGUGAAUUUUCGUUCAAUUUUUUGUGAUAAGUGUUGGCUAAAAAAAAAUCAAAAUUGCUUGUUCGUGAAUAAACCUACCUCACCUAUGCUUUUAUUUAAAUAAGAGCCGUCCGAGGUCAAAAUUUUUUCAAGCAAACCAUGUAUCUUUGGCAACAUCAUAGGCCCCACUAUUUAGUUUGGGGGGGGGGAGCUGUUUGGGCACAGCACCCCCCCACUUUUGUAGAAUAAUAAUUAAUUAACUUUCUUUUAUUUUACCACGGUCAACUCAUUAGGACUUAAUACACUAUUUUGGGAAGUUCAAGUAAACGUCGACUCGUCCGGUUGGAUUGGGACAUUCCAUUUUUUUUUUAUUAUCCCAUGGAGUUGUUGUUGUCGGCAACAUUGAAGAUUGCAUAUGAGGGGUCCAAAAAUGGAAUGGAAAAAAAAUGGAAUGUCCAAUUUUAUUUUCAGCCCACCCACGUUAUAUUCGCUCCGUCGCCGCUGAUUUACGUAUAAAGCCAAAAUAAUAAUUAUUUUCUGAAGUUAGUGCAAUCACUAUUAUUUAACUAAUGACAUUUCAUGAUUAUAUGACUAUCAUUUGUGGUAGCUUACCUAUGAUGCCCUACAUGUAGUGCUUGUAGAGAUCAUGAAUAAUAUUUCUUUCCACUUAUAGCAUAAUUUCCUCUCUGUAGUCGAAUAUUUAGCUAGGCCUUCGGGUAAUUCUGGUUUACAGCUAUUUCUCAAUGCAUGUUUCCUCAGCUGGCUUCUUAUAAUAGAGAAACAUUGCGAAUUUUAAUAAUCAAUAAUCUUCUUACUUUAAUGCUACUGAUAAUCGAAUUGUCCUUGCACAAAAAUAGUUUCAAAACGUUUAACUAUAACAAAGUUUAGACUUUAAGCUUGAAGAACGAUUAAUUUCUACUCUAUGUCAUUAAGUAUGAAUUUUAAAUAAUAGCGGCCAAAAAUGGUGGCCAUUUUGAAUUAUGUCACAGACACCGCCCUCAUACAGCUCAUUUUAGUGUAUCUAAGAAGGCCGUUUACAGUGCCGCUUCAUCUUUCCAGAAUAUUGUAAUACAUGAAAAUCCCGGGAGUUUUCAACCGACCUCCCCGGGACCUUUCACUGUGGUGGGGCAUGAAUUAGUUUGAACGUUCGAGGGCUAAAAUGGUGCCUGAUUGAAAUAAUUAUAAUAAAAAAAACACGAUGAUAAAAAUUACGAACCACGACCAAUGCGGGACGCGUUGAUGCAUUGUUAUCCUCUAUUUAAAGGCGCCGUACAGAUGUCAUAAUUAAUGGCCUACCUUUUUAGCGAAGUUUAAUAAUAGUAAAAAAAAAACGACAGUAAUAAUGACUUCUUAUUAUAUGGCUACAACAGUACGCGCACUCUGAUGGGCUGUUUUCUUGUAAUGACUGGACAUUACUAGCUAGGUAUCAAACACAUAUACCAUCUGUGUUUAACUUGAUAGUGGACAUCCUUAUGGACAUCCAUGCUAUGGUCAAUUGACAGCUGUCAAAAAGGUAUCCGCUGACCAGUGUCGCCUAACUGUAUUGCAGCCUCAACUGUACAACUCUGUUGAGGUGACGAGGUUUUUGUAAAGUUAUCCGUUGACCAGCUGUUGGUUUUAAUUAAUCACAGGCUCAGUUACGCUAUUACCGUAACUGUGACUAUUCUUAAAUCGUAACUACGUAUGCUGAUUUUGAUUAGGGAUUGUUUAAUUUGGAGAGCUCAAAUUAAUUAAAAAACCGACAGCCUAGCGAACGUCAUGUACUUCAAGCUACAUUACAGAACCUGCCUCGUUAUGAUAUACAUUUCAAAUAAGCUAGACAAUUCUCACUUUGACUUAAUUCUACAUUGGCUGCCAACCACAAAACUUUAUUUUACAUUAAAAUCGAUAAAUCACAAGUACAGACUACCUACAAAUAUCGAGGCUAAUCGAGGUAGGCAUGUACACACUAUGGAGACGUAUCACUUAAACAAAUAAAUUACAAUAUUACUACAAAGAAAGUUACAUGAUAAUAAAUAUGGUAUUACAGAUUAAAUGCAAUAAUUACUAUAAGUAGUAUUUUGUCAUAAAUAAGAGGCUAGAGGAAGGAUAACAAAACGUAGGAUUACUGGCUUACGAAGUCACAAGCACUUAGAAGAUAAAUUUUUAAUUCUCUUCAUUUCAUUCAAUAACGUAUCUAUAUCAACAUAACUGUCAACGUUUAAGGAAGAUCUGUUUGGUUGAGAGCAAAAAUUAAUGCAUAAUUUACAGAUUACCAACUGGAGAGGCACUCAAAUCACGUUAUCAAAGGAAUCAUGGCAGGUUAAAAUGGAAGAGAAAAAACAAAAUACUGGUGAAAAUAACUUGCACGAUAUCGUGCUACAGAACCGGAACACUACUUUUUUUUAAAUAAAAAAGAGUCCUCUUUUUCUGUGCAAUCAAAAAAGUUUGGAUAAAAGCAAAAAAGUAGACAAGUACUCUUUUUUAAUUACCUUUCCAGCUUAAGAGGAACUUGCGCUUUAGAAGCCAACGCAGUCAUCUCAGAAACAUCCCCUUUAUUAUUUGCUUAUACUUCAAAAGGACAGUUUUCGGCAAAGUAAAAUUGAAAACAUAAUUAUUAUUCCAUUUUUCAUUAUUUAUAUACCACAAUAUUUAAACGUUACAUCGGCUGUUUACGAUCACCUGCUUCUUGUUUAGCCCCCUUACUGGAAAUACAACAUUUAUAAUACAUGUGGCUAUAGAACUGACGAGCGGGAAAAUUUUUUUGACACAUCGAGCUGACACAGUAAGCUACAGUGCGACAAAAGAGUUCCUUUCUUGUUUUACUCACGAAAGAACUACAAGGAACCUGAACGGGAAACAGCCAACUUGCUCUUUGAUCGAAAAGCGUUGCCGUCGAUUUUGUGGCCUGGCAGCCAUUCAUACAGCGUACCAUACAAAACAGGUUAUGAGUGCAUAUGUGAGUCUUAUUAGUUAAUACUACUUAAGGCCGACAAUACAUGCAACAUCAGGCUUACCAACGACUUUAAUUUUAACGUGUACCAUAGUGUAUUAUUGUAUUUUGUAACGGAAAUGUAAAAAUGAAUAAACAUGUCUGUGGAGAAUUAAAUUUAAUUGGCCAAACGACUGACGUCGACUGUUUAAAGCUCGAAAGGGCUUGUUACAUUUGUGUUGUUGCUGCGAAAAAUAAAAUUAAAUAAAGAAAUAAGUAAAGUAACAACAGGAGCAACACUAGUAGGCGAAAACAUUUUGUCGAUAAGACAAUAAAGAGUCGAGAGAAUUGGUAACUUCUAAGGAGGAAUUUCUUUUCUCUUUUAAAGAUGUAGCAUCAAAAGCCAGUUUCCUGGCGGUAAAUGUCAGUUGAAAAUCUUUGGACUGCUUUUCUUGGAACUCUUGUUUUGAUAGUUGACUAUGUGUAACUGUUUAACAUUGUGUUUAACUCGUAUAAUUUGCAGAAGGGCGCGUUCCCACUGAAUUUAUUCGUCACUGAUUGUAUAUAGGAGAUGAUGGUGAUCGAAAAGAAAACAUCACCUGAAUGUUGGACUACAGAGAGUGAGAGUCAAGGGGAAAAGUUACCCAAAAAGCAAAAGCCCUCAACAGAGACUUGGGAAGAAUUUACUGAUAGCACAACACUUCAUGGUCUCAAGUAUGUCUUCAAGAAACGCCAUUUCGUGGUUCGUUUGUUUUGGGUUUUGCUCCUUCUCUUCGCACUCACUUACUACGUUAUAAUAGUUUACAGGGCAUUUAGUAAAUACUACAGUUAUCCCAUUAACACUUUGGUGAUAACAAAGCAAGAUCUUAAAGAAAUGGAUUUCCCAGCCAUAACAAUCUGCUCUCACAACUACCUCGCUAAGAGCAAACUGUUUAUGAGAGAUGACAACCCCCUAUUUGCGGCCAGCGGUUUGAAUAUCACCUUGUGUGACGUCACGAAAAAGGUUCGAGGCAAUAAGCCUUGUGGCUUGAGUUUAAUUUGUUGCUGCCAGCCACCUCAUACAGUAAACAUGUCUAUCAGUCUACCAAACUGUACAAAAAAAUACAGACAUGACCUCCUGUCGGCCAAACAUCAAUCGAACUUCAAAUCUGAUGUCGAAAUUUUCCUGGAGCGUUAUAGCCAGGACAUAAAAUCCCUUGUUGGCCCUUUGUGUACGUUCGGCGGUACCGCAUCUUGUUCAGCAGAAAGUUUUGAUCCCAUUUUCACGCCAACAGGAAUGUGUUACACAUUCAAUUCAGGGAGGAAUGGGAAAGUAAAAACAGUGAACAAUGGCGGGGUUUCUUCAGGAUUGACAAUCCUUCUUGAUGCUCAGACACCCGAGUAUUUUCAAGGAAAGAUGUCGGUGGGAUUCAAGGUUCUGGUUCACGGACAAGGCGAGUAUAUCGAUGAAUGGGAAGGAAUCAACGUAGGACCAGGACAACACGCUGUCAUAGCUCUCACACAGAAAAAGGUAAGAUUUAUUUUUUUUAACUUUGUUCAAAGUGUACCAAAUUGGCAGGAAAGUUGAAUGUCUUUGUUUUCAAAUAAUUUUGUAUCUGAUGUCUUAUAUACUCAAAGUUCAUGAUGAACACAAUAAAAGUAAUAACCAAACCAACAUAACUCAAGUGACUUGGCCUUUAACUCACUGUUUGCAAAAACAUUCUAUUUUUUAUUUUACAGCAUUCUUGCCUCCAAAAUUAUCCACAGCGUCUUCUUGGCUACAGAAAUGGACGAAAUAACAAUAACUUAUGCUCUCAUCAAUUUGAUGCCAAAAAACCCUCGGCCAGUCUCGUUGAUUUUCUCUUGUUGAUUUUUCUCAUUGCAGUAUAAGAACCUAGAAAAACCGUACCCUACAAAUUGUACAAAGAGGAGCUUAAAAGCGUACACCAGCUACACUGUAGAGGGAUGUUUUUUCGAAUGCAAAGCGGAAAUAAUUACCAAGAAAUGUGGCUGCCGGCUUUCAGGAUACACAGGUAUGAAGUAACUAAAACAAGAAACAGCAAAUCACUGAGUAACACCCGAAAACCCAGUCGUUACAGCUAAAAAAGAAGAUAGGAAAAUAGAGGAAGAAAGAAAGAAAAAAGAAUAGUAAAGAAUACCGAAACAUUAGGGCCAUUUAUACGAGGAAAAAUAAGACGCGUCUUACAUAAGACGCGUCUUAAAUAAGACGCGAACUUUCCGUAUAAACGGCACAUUUCGUCUGAAAUAAGACGCGGCUUAGCUAAGACGCGUCUUAUUAGAUAAGACAUGCUCGUAUAAAUGGUACAGUUCGCGUCUUAUUUAAGACGCGUCUUAUUUUUCCUCGUAUAAAUGGCCCUAUUGAGACAACAACAGCAAAAAAAAACUACAAUUCCCCACUUCCACAAUAUCAUUCCUACCUUUAUCAGAGUGUAAUUUGUCGGGUUUACAACACUCGGAAAUUAUCCUUUUUUCUUUGGCCCUGAUUAACAAACAAGGGCACCCAACGACAAUUUUCGGAAAAAUACCUGUUCGGAAGACGAUUUGAGAUCUAGAAUUUUCGGAACAUUUGUUGUAAAAUUUUUUGCUUGCCUGCCUCUCCUAGGAUUUUCGAACAUCUAAAAACUACUAUAGUUGCCAAUUUUUAACGGAUUUUUACCCUUAAAAGGUCACCUAGAAUUUUCGGGAGCCUUUUUCUGGCUAAAAUUUUCGAAAAGGUAAGUUUUGAUCCCCAUAAUUUUCGGAUCACUAGACUUUCAGCUAGGAAAUCCGAACAGAUGAAAAAAUUUUAGGGGAUAAAAAUAUGCCUAUAUCUACCGUUUAAAUACUAAAAUACGUUUAACAAUGCUAUGUUUAAGUGGUUUUGAACUAUAUUCUCGUUGGGUGCCCCUGAACAAAUAUGAGCAAAAUAAACUGAAUACCGUUACUGGCUAGACAGUUUAAUUUUUUUGUUACGUUCGUUUUUUUGUUUUGUUUUUCUUAAUUAAGGUGCACCUGAACACGUCACUUGCACAACCGUGGAAGAAUAUUUGUGUGUUUACAAAAUUCAGGGUAAGUAAUCCGGUCUUUGGUUUCUGAAGGCUAGUAAACGUAUCUCUAACGAUAAAGGGCCUGGCUUUUGCAAAGAUAUUCAACCUUUUCUUACAUUAGUUUUGUUUCUGUUGGCGUAAAGUGUGGGGAUGACAUAUUUAUACCGCAUUUUAACGGGCUUUGAUUUUCUGAUUAGUAGAUAGCCAAACAACUUCUUUUGAUGCUCUUGUACUGAUUUUUUUUCGGUGUUAAUAUAUUUCUUUUUAAAUUAUAUUUCAUAAAAAAAAGAAACGGUUACCAAGAAGACGUGUGGAUGUGAAGUUCCUUGUUACUAUUCCAAAUACAGCGCUGAAGUGAGCUAUUCAUACUUUCCUGAUCCAGGCACUGCUGCUGCAUUUAUAAGACAUGGUUAUUAUGGUGAUCAUCAAUAUCAGAGGUGAUUUUUUAUUGCUACAAAUUAUUGUCAAGUAAUAGAUACUGUGACAACCAAGCUAUCUAGCAUAACAUAACAUAACAAACCUAACGUAACAUUAUGCAACUUAACUCAACGUAACGUUAAAUAACUAAAUGUAACGUAAUGCACUGUAACAUAACGCAGGUCCACUUAACACAUUAUAACGAAAGCUAACAGAAAAAAAUGAGAUAACUUAUAUCGUAGAAAUGACAUAGGACUACAUGUAAAUGUGUAACAUAAACACAAAUAGGAAUGGAAACAUGAAAUUUACAAAUAAAACAGAAACAAAUGCGACAACGUGAACUUAACUUGACUUAGCGUAAGGUUCAUAUUACCUAAAAUUACAAAAAAAUGUAAUGGAUAUAACAAUAUAAUGGUAAAAAGUGUUAAAAUUAAAGGUAUUAAAUUUCAUGUUGUCGUAUUUUCGUAUGUGUUUGUUUUCCCAGAGAAAAUCUUGUCUAUUUACAAGUGGGCUUCAAGACGAUGAGCUAUGACUUGCAGGAAGAACAGCCAGCUUAUGAUACAAAUUCUUUAUUUGGUAUGCUAUUUUAUGUAAUUACAAAAGUCUUGUUUAUCUUCCCCACUUACAAUUCUCGACUAGGGGCUAGUUAAGAAGAGAGACAAAUGAAGAAAUAUAUGUAAAUAAAUUCUCCACCCCGAAACGAUAGGAGAAUGGGUACAAGCUUUCGGCACAACAAUGUCUGGGAUCGUUUUGGUGGACCAAUCAUAACAAACGCUUGUGCACCCAAAUGAUCUCAGGAAUUACUGCACCCAAAGCUGGCUUGAACCCAUUCUUCCUACAGUGUCUAAAGGGUAAAUAAAUCCGUCAUGGCAUCAUUUUAUCCACAGAGUACACUCUUUUGUCAAGUAGUCAGGUGCAAGUCAUCAUAUAGUUCACGAGUAGUGAUGAGGGUAUCUGAAUCUCCAUGCUUCUCUUUGUUUACAGGUGCUUCAGGAUAGACUGCCAUAUACUCUUGUAAUACAAUGUCAUUUCCUUUAUUUCUUAGGUGAGAUAGGAGGCAGCAUGGGAUUGUUCCUUGGAUGUAGUCUGAUAACUAUCUGGGAGUGGCUGGACUUCAUAUUGACUCAAAUAUUCACAGCCAGAGAACGUCGCCUUGCACAUCCAGCUUGA